Trichomonas vaginalis G3 is the source of this 966-nucleotide messenger RNA. RefSeq names its product spectrin binding. NCBI's taxonomy places the organism in Eukaryota, Parabasalia, Trichomonadida, Trichomonadidae. The coding region runs from base 1 to 966 and encodes 321 amino acids. The record is from RefSeq and is a predicted model, not a curated record. The transcript has a single exon. Gene Ontology annotation, molecular function: protein binding.
AUGAAUGGAAAUUCUCUUCUUGAAAUUUGCUGUUAUUAUGGUUCAGCCCAAUGUUUCAAGCUUUUAAGAACUAAAUUCAACUCAGAGAUUACUCAAGCUUGUCUUGAUUUCUCGUUUUUGGGAGGCAAUCCAGAAAUCAUGAGUGAAUGUUUGAAAGUUCAAAAACCAAAAGAAAAUUGCAUGAAGAAUGCUAUCAUUUCUCAUAACAUUGAUUUUGUAACUUUCUUGGUGAAUGAGUAUGAUCUUGAAAUUGAUUUGGAAAUGUGUGGCCGAUUCAAAAAUUUCCAAGCAUUCUUAGUCUAUUAUGAUCUAACAAAUGAUUCCAACAAAUGCUUUGUUUAUUCACCUCUGUUUAAUAAUCAAUCCAUCUGCGAAUAUUUUGUUUCUAAUGGAACAAAUAUAAAUUCAACAGAUCAAAAAGGAAAAACUGCUCUUCACAUUGCAAGCUAUUAUAAUAUCAAAGAUAUUGCAAAAUAUCUCCUUUCGCAAGGUGCUGACAUCAAUACAAAAGAUAAAGAUGGAUCAAGUGCUAUUCGCUUAGCUGUAAUUGAUGGUGGUUUCGAAACAGCAGAACUUCUUCUUUCCUAUGGUGCCAAUAUAAAUGAAAAGAAUAAUCAAGGUGAUACCAUUUUCCAAGAAGCUUUAUUGUAUGUUGGCGAAGACAGAGCAAAGUUUCUAAUUUCCCAUGGGGCAGAUAUAAAUGCAAAAAAUGAAAUAGGACAAACAAUUCUUCAUCAAGUUGUUUUGAUGCAUCUGGAAAAACACAUCGAAUUCAUCAUUUCCAAUGGUUUUGAUAUUAAUGCAAAAGAUAAUCGUGGAAUGACAGCUCUUCAUUAUGCAUCAAUGUCUAAAAGCAAAGAGAUCGCAAAUAUUCUUAUUUCUUACGGAGCUGAAAACAACAUAAAAGAUAAUAACGGAGAAACACCACAAUCAAUUGCAGAAUAUUUUUUAAAGGAUGAAGAGUAA